Pyrenophora tritici-repentis Pt-1C-BFP is the source of this 2442-nucleotide messenger RNA. RefSeq lists its product as uncharacterized. Gene Ontology annotation, cellular component: nucleus. Lineage: Eukaryota; Fungi; Ascomycota; Dothideomycetes; Pleosporales; Pleosporaceae. Gene Ontology annotation, biological process: aromatic amino acid catabolic process; positive regulation of transcription by RNA polymerase II. Gene Ontology annotation, molecular function: DNA-binding transcription factor activity, RNA polymerase II-specific. The record is from RefSeq and is a predicted model, not a curated record.
AUGUCUGGAAGAGAGGAUACUACGGUCGACAGUGGCCAACAUGACACCAAUUCAGCCUCGAGCAAGAAGCGGACCCACCCAGAGGAUUUCAAGCGUGCGUACAAAGCAUGCAUCAAUUGUCGGCAACGCAAGGCAAAAUGCAUCCUGGGUACCGGUCCUGAUGGCGGCGAACUAAAGCCGCCAUGUCAAAGAUGCAAGCGAGAGAUGCGCGAAUGUGUUUUCCGGUCUGAGCGGUCGUGGGUCAAGAGACGCAAACCUGGAGAGGCGAGAGAGAAUGAAGAGGAGGAAGAGCCGGUCCGUCCUCAAUCAAACCCUGCGCCAGUUGUGCAGCCAUCUCCAGGCCACAGGUCGUCCAUAUCAACACAUGGCUUCACCCCAGGAGGUAGCCCUCAUGUCAACGGCAAUCACCGUUCUGAAUACCACCAGUCUCCACACAGCCAUCUGCGCCGCAUCUCAUCUUCCCAGCCAGACCUAGCUCAUUCGGUGAUGAGGACAGUUGUCUCGAGCGGGAGUGAUGCAUUGAAUCUGCUCUUCGAGGCUGCGCAUCACCGUGACGCAAUAGACAGCCAGGAGCAGUCGGGUUCCCAAGCAUAUGAGACGCCCAGAUCGGGACCUUCCGGCUACGACAAUGGCAUGCCGUCGUCACCGUUCCACACCUUCAGGGCACAACCCGUGCAAAUGUCUACACCCUCACCUGAGACCCUGAAGACGUGGACAUCGUGUCGAUUCGUGCAGAUGGGAUGGUUCUCCGCACAUGAAGCCGUCACCUAUGUUGAUCUGUUCUUCAAGAACUGUUCGCCCUUGUCGCCCAUUCUUGGCGAGUUCUACUCGCAUCAUGAGAACCAUUACACGUUGAUUGCACUGGAUCCAUUUCUUUGCACUACUAUACUCAUGAUAUCAUCCAGAUACAACAUUCUUCCCGGUGUAGGGGGCGCUUCUCGGGGCUACUUUGUGCACGACAGGUUAUGGGAGCAAUGUCAACGCUUUAUCAUGAAGAUCAUGCUUGGACAGGUUAAGCCUUCCAAAGCUCAGAGCCGGACAAUUGGAUCAAUUGAGGCACUUCUGCUGCUAUCCGAAUGGCACCCGCGUGCGCUACACUUUCCGACUGCUGCUGACGGCUGGGAUUGUGAACUGAUGAUCGGCGCAAACAACACCACCGAGGAAGGGGCAAAGCUCUUAGAGGGGGAUGUAACCUCAAAUCGAUGGCUUGAAGACGUCAUUGAGCCAGCGAAGCGCUCUGAUCGUAUGUCUUGGAUGUUGAUGGGUUGCGCACUUUCACUGGCACAGGAGUUGGGUCUCUUCGAAGACAAUGCCCGGAUUGACAAAGACCAGGUAUCUUACCCGAAGUUUACUUCGGAAUACCUCGUUCUGCGAAGGAUUAGAGCCCGAAAGCUAUUAUACGUUCUGCUUGAACAACUAUCAUGGCGCCUUGGAUGCACUUCGAUGAUUCCACAAAGCCUCAAUCAUGCGUUGAUGGAGAAGAUCCCCAUCGACUCUGCAACGGGUGCUGUAGAGCAGUGGCAGUCUUUUAUGAGUGCUUGGGUAGAGCUUACUAAACUUGCGCGAUCAAUCUCAGACACCAUUUACCCUAACUCGGCGACAACGAGAAGUUUGCUGCGGACCGGCCGCUACAUUGGACUCUUGGAGCAUUUCCAACCCCUUUUGACAUCCUGGAGGAAGAAGUACCUCGACCCUUGCAAGCUCAAGGUGGGACUGCACGAUAUGCUGCAUAUUGAAUAUCAGUAUGUCCGAAUAUACACAAACUCGCUCGGUAUGCAGGCUGUUGUCGAACGCACACUUGCGGAAACCGAUCCGGACGUUCCCCAAGGGGACAAUCUUCCCUUCAAUCUCGAACCCAGAGACUACGACUUUAUCCAAGAAGUCGUUGACGGCAGCUGUCAGAUACUGCAAAAGGUUUGCCAAUUGUCAGAAACGGGCGCGCUUCGCUACUCACCAGUUAGGAUUUUCUUGCGCAUCACUACAUCAGCAAUUUACCUCAUCAAGGGGCUAAGUCUAGGGUCGCGAAACCAAAAACUGCAGUCGUCUUUGGACAUCCUGGACGCAGCCAUACGGGCACUGCGCGCAAGCACUCUCGACGAUAUGCACCUAGCCUCCCGCUAUGCUACCCUUCUCGACCUCCACGUCGCCCGUCUACGCGAAAGCUUUGUCGUCUCCUCACGUCCUCCACGCCUUCCAUCUCGUGCCACGUCCGCUGACCUUAAAGGUGGAACGACAGGCAUGGACUUUUUGAACAACCACAACGCCGGUCAAUCCAGCCUGUCAUCGCUUGCGGAAAACGUAUCAAAUCUUAUGCCAGAGGAUGAUUGGCUUGCGCUGCCUUUUGAUCCGGCAAUGGCGCCUUUCGGCCUUGAUAGUGGGCAGCAGAGCUUCCAGGGGUUUGAUGACGGAACCUUGGAUUUCAUUUGGAGUCUGCCCAUGUAG